AUGGCCCGCCUUCUCUCGCUCCUCGCUAUCUCGUCCCUCGCCGUCUUUGUUUCGGCAUCCGCCGGCGACGCAGCCCACCACCGCCUUGCUCGCUCGUUCGGCAACAACCACAACCAGGCCAAGCGCCACGGUGACGUCGUCGCCAACUCUUCCCGCAAGCGCGACGUCUCCAAGCGCUGCGCCGCCAAGUCUUCCGCUGCAACCUCUGCAGUCCAGCACGCCGCCGCGACUUCGGCCGUCUCGACCUCUGUAGCUGCUGCGACCUCCACCAAGGCAGCUGCCACGACCUCUAAGGCCGCCGCCGCUACCACGACCAAGAAGGCUUCCGCGACGACCUCUUCCAAGGCCGCCGCGGCAACCACCGCUAGCUCCAGCUCGGGCUCUUCCGGCAACGGAAAGGUCGGCCUUGCCUGGUCUAACCACGAGGCGGACCUCAUCCCCGACUUCACGAACGAGAACGUCAACUGGAUCUACGACUGGGAGGAGUCUCUCCAGUACGGCAUGACCACCAAGGGCCUGAACUUCAUUCCCAUGCUCUGGGGCUGGAAGAACGCCGACUCGUUCAAGUCCAAGGUCGUCAAGGGCUACGCUGAAUACGCCGCCUUCUUGAACGAGCCCGACAUCUCGUCGCAGUCCAACAUUGCCGCGACCGAUGCCGUCUCCAUGUGGAAGACCUACAUGGCGCCCCUCAAGAGCCAGGGCUACAAGCUCAUCUCGGCUGCCCCUGCCACUGGCCCCAAGUGGCUCCAGGACUUCAAGACCGCCUGCAGCAAGCAGGGUGUUGAUUGCACGUGGGACUUCACUGCUGCCCACAUCUACACGACGUCGUUCGACUCGUUCAAGACCGUUGCCACCAGCUACCACUCGGCUGACUUCAACUGGGCCCCCGUCAUGAUCACCGAGUACGCGUGCCAGGACUACUCUGGUAACAACAACCAGGCGUCGUCGGACGAGAUCUGGGCCUUCAUGACCAACACCAAGAACUGGCUCAACUCGCAAGACUUCAUCACCGCGUACUUCUACUUCGCGCCGAUGACCUCGUCCGAGCUUGAGUCGAACUCGCUCAACGGUCUCAACGCCAUGAUCAACUCUGACGGCAACUCGCUCACCGACCUCGCCAAGUUCUACAUCUCGUAG
Molecule: messenger RNA, 1137 nt
Organism: Peniophora sp. CBMAI 1063
Lineage: Eukaryota; Fungi; Basidiomycota; Agaricomycetes; Russulales; Peniophoraceae
Source: the annotation of a GenBank genome assembly